GUCCAAACGGCGGCGCAGCUACUUUGCAUAUCCUGUUUCUCUGACUCAGAUGAUGACGGCCAUCGGGAGAGGAGGCUAGCCGAGCUGCGCUGCAUAGAUGCUCGGGCUGCUGAACAAAACUACAAGCAAGAUCAGAAAAAAGGCUGAUACUCAAUGAUGGAUGGGUUUGCAGGGGACAUGCUGAGCGGCGGCCGGGCUCUGCUCGGCGAGGACAGCUCGGUGAUGGCUCGCAUGCAGAAGAAGUUCUGGAAGACCAAACAGGUCCUCAUCAAAGCCACGGGCAAGAAGGAGGACGAGUACGUUGUGGCCUCUGAUGCUGAUCUGGAUGCCAAGCUUGAGUUUUUCCGCUCGGUUCAGUCCACGUGCACGGAGCUGCUGAAGGUGAUCGAGAAGUACCAGCACAGGAUCACACGCUUGUCUCAGGAGGAGAAUGAGCUCGGCCUGUUCCUACGCUUCCAAGCUGAACACGAUCGCACAAAGGCUGGCAACAUGAUGGACGCCACCAGCAAGGCCCUGUGCACCUCCGCCAAGCAGAGGAUGGCACUUUGCCCGCCACUGCACCGCUUGUACCAGGAGGUGGAGACGUUCAGGCGGCGCGCCAUCACCGACACUCUACUGACAGUCAGUCGUAUGGAGAAGGCCCGCACAGAGUACAGAGGAGCUCUGCUCUGGAUGAAAGACGUCUCCCAAGAGCUGGACCCAGACACCUACAAACAGCUGGAAAAGUUUCGCAAGGUCCAAGCCCAGGUCAGAGGGACAAAGAGCCAGUUUGAGAAGCUGAAGAACGAUGUGUGUCAGAAGGUUGACAUGCUGGGAGCGAGCCGCUGCAACAUGCUCUCCCACUCCCUCUGUACCUACCAGACCACUCUGUUGCAGUUCUGGGAGAAGACGGCCCACGCCAUGUCGGGAAUCCACGAGGCCUUCCAAGGACAUGUACCAUACCAGUUCACCACACUGAAGGACCUGCGAGACCCGCUGGAGCAAAUAACAGACACACAGGAACAAGAAGAUAAGAAGGAGAAGGCUCUACAGAGCAACACAGACAGUCUGGUGUCCUUGGAUGAGGACAAGCCAUCAGGAAGUGCCUCUGACACAGACCCCGCCCACAGCAGUGAUGGACAGAGGCAGACCAGUGACAGCGUGCACCAAAACACAACCAUACCCACUCGAACCCUGCACAGCCUCAGAGGACUGUCAGCGUGCUCUGAUGACGACCUGAUGCUCAUGGCCGGUGAUCGGCCACAGUCACCGCUCCCAGCCUCGACAAACAUCCCUCUCCAGCCUCAGCUCCUGCCUCCUCUUCAGGGUGGCGACCCGAAUGUGUCCUGGGGCUUUGGAAGCCUCCAGUCCAACCUCUCACAGCUGCCUGCCACGGAUGGGUGUCUGCUCUCAGAUGGUUCACCCCACCCGGCUGAGACGGGACUGGAGGAGGAAGAUGGCGAACGGGGCGACAUGGCUUUCCUCAAAGACCUUCUCAGCCCGGGCCCGGGGGCCAGCGACGAGUUCAGCAGAGAGUGGCAGGAUGCUUUCGGGCUUUUUGACCCUCCCAGCGUCCCUCCAUCGAGCACAGGGGCAGCAAGUAGUGGCCCAGCGGCACGUCCACCCUCAAACCCGCCCAGCCCCACAGGCUUCCUGCCCUCCCAGCUGCUGGAUCACAGUCUGAGCUCUACAGGCUGGUCAACCCCACCCAUGUUCCAAGCUCCGCCCCUGCAGCCUCCUCCUGGUCAGAACCAGUCAGCUCAGCUGGCUCCAAGUUCUGCAGCUCAUGCAACUCCAAGUGGAUCCAAAGACAUGUCUGCCUGGUUCAACCUGUUCGCAGACCUGGACCCCCUCUCCAACCCCGACGCCAUCGGACGCUCCGCAGACGAGCUGCUCAACGCCUAAAGGUGUGUGUGAAGAAGAACACACAUUAACAGUGAAAAACACACCUUGAUGCACACACGUGCGCCUGUAUUUCUGUUAGCAGGAGAGGUGUCUACAUAUCCACACAUGCAAACACACUCAUUGUGUUACACUGGUUAUGUUAUUUUACACUUUCAGUCCAGAUAACGGUUAAACGCUCUCCUCAGCUGCAACUUUAUAAAUGACUGUUAACACUACACGUGAAGCCACUGAAUCGUAUGCACACAGCAGACCUCAUGGGGUUUGUGUUACCUUUCGCUAUUAGUUGUUCCAGCUUCUGUUAAGCGGAGAGAAUGUUUGAGUUACGGGUUUAUUUUGGACGCCGUCGCAUGUUUUUCCCUGUGUGCUGUUCAUGUUUGCGUUGUUUGGGUGUGUGUCAGUUUGCUGUGUGUACACAUCACAAGGGACCCAGGGUGUAAAAUAAAUUGAGUGCUUAGUGUCUAUUUAC
This is a messenger RNA of Micropterus salmoides (largemouth bass), 2350 nucleotides long. RefSeq names its product islet cell autoantigen 1-like (gene ical1). The record is from RefSeq and is a predicted model, not a curated record. The coding region runs from base 154 to 1884 and encodes 576 amino acids. Gene Ontology annotation, cellular component: Golgi apparatus. Gene Ontology annotation, biological process: regulation of transport. The transcript is spliced from 15 exons. Lineage: Eukaryota; Metazoa; Chordata; Actinopteri; Centrarchiformes; Centrarchidae. Gene Ontology annotation, molecular function: protein domain specific binding.